CGUCAGGCCCAGGCUUCAAUAUGGCCAAUUGGACACCUGCGAGCGGGGGAAAAUUGGAUUAUGGUCCAGUAGAUUAGCGUAGCUCCAUUGAAUUCGUAGAUCCGGCCAGCAAACACCUGGUCGCUCUACCUGUUCUGUGCUGCUGUGCUGUACACCUCAGGCACGCAUGCCAAUCCCACCCCUCCUUCGUCAACUUCCGUCGUCAUACUGUGUACUCACCCAGCCGCCCCCCUUCCCCUCUUCUCUCCCCAAUUCGUCACCCUCCGCUCCCGGUGCCUCGAUCUCUUUAUUAACUGAGACCCUGCCGCCCUCCUUGCCUUCCCCUCUCUUCUUCUCUCCUCAUUCUUCCUUCAUACCCAUUUAUCCAAUCCAUCUCCAAUUGGCUUGUACAGCUUCAAUUCCUUGCACUCUGCUCCUUACACUCCUCCCAUCCUAACCAAUUCAUCACAAUCACAACCACCCAACAUGGCUACCAAGAACUCCGCCAUCUCUGACGAGCCCGUUGACGUCCUCUUCUGCCUUCACCCCAAGUUUGAUCUCCUCGACUUUGCCGGUCCCCUUGAGGCCUUCACCACAGCCUCCCACGAUUUUAAGGAUGCAGACAACACAAAGGCUUUUGAAGUCACCAUUGCUGGAGCCGAGCCCAAGGUUCUCUCUUCCCAGGGUGCCAUCAUUGGCUCGCAAAUCUCCUUCAAGGAAGCACAUGAGCGCCUAGACGACUUCGACAUUGUUGUCAUUCUCGGUGGCAACUCCGCCGAAAUCAUCAAGAGCGGCGAUGAGCCUCUCCCUCUCAUCCGCGCCUAUGCAGAGCUCCAAAAGAAGGAUCCCGCUCGUGAGCGCACCAUCUUUUCUGUCUGCACUGGAUCCCUCUUCCUCGCCAAAGAGGGCAUCCUCUCUGGCCUCUCUGCCACCACCCAUCCCGACUACCUUACCACCUUUGAGAACCUCUGCAGUGAGGCCGCUACUCUCAACCUUCAAGAGCGCACCGACGUUGUCGAAGACGAGCGCUACGUCGUCAACAACCUUCGCUUUGACCUGGGCGAUGAGGACGAGAACCCAUACAUUCGAAGCAAGGUGGAUACUGGACGACGUCCCUCCAACGCUCGCAAGGGCAGCAUGUCUUUCAAGGGCUCUGGACGCCGUGAAUCCAUUGCCCGUCGCGCUGCAAUGCGUUUAGGAGGACUUCGGGUCAUUACGGCUGGGGGAAACAGCGCUGGCGUAGAUGCGACUUUGUAUCUCGUCAGCGCUCUGGUCGAUGACGACUGUGCGGUGGAGGUGGCCAGGCAGAUGCAGUGGACCUGGAACAAGGGCAUCGUCGUUGACGGACUCGACGUUUAAGCUCUGUGGCUGCAAUUGAGUGCCACGUGUACGGCUUGCGAGGUCUGAGAUGCUGCUCAUCCCAGCCUCGACUUUCUAUGUGCUGUUGUGUUUUUACUAUUCUGAAUUUUGCCAAUCCGUCGCUAUCUAUUGCUAGGCAGAAGCUAUGUACCAAUCCAAUAAAUGAAGUGAAAUGAAGCCAAUUCCAAAGCUUUG
Messenger RNA from [Torrubiella] hemipterigena, 1533 nucleotides. Lineage: Eukaryota; Fungi; Ascomycota; Sordariomycetes; Hypocreales; Clavicipitaceae. The record is from the annotation of a GenBank genome assembly.